AUGUCUACCGUCGCCAGCUACUCCCUUGCCAUCUUCCCUAUGUCUGCCGUCGACAGCUACUCCCUUGUCAUCUUCCCUCUGUCUACCGUCGACAGCUACUCCCUUGUCAUCUUCCUUAUGUCUACCGUCGACAGCUACUCCCUUGCCCUCUUCCCUAUGUCUACCGUCGACAGCUACUCUCUUGCCAUCUUUCCUAUGUCUACCGUCGACAGCUACUCCCUUGCCAUCAUCCCUAUGUCUACCGUCGUUAGCUACUCCCCUGUUAUCUUCCCUAUGUCUACCGUCGACAGCUACUCACUUGUCAUCUUCCCUAUGUCUACCGUCGACACCUACUCCCUUGGCAUCUUCCCUAUGUCUACCGUCGACAGCUACUGCCUUGCCAUUUUCCCUAUGUCUACCGACGCCAGCUACUCCCUUGUCAUCUUCCCUAUGUCUGCCGUCGACACCUACUCCAUUGUCAUAUUCCCUAUGUCUACCGUCAACAGCUACUCCCUUGCCAUCUUCCCUACGCCUACCGUCGACAGCUACUCCCUUGCCAUCUUUCCUAUGUCUACCGUCGACAGCUACUGCCUUGCCAUUUUCCCUAUGUCUACCGUCGACAGCUGCUCCCUUGUUAUCUUCGCUAUGUCUACCGUCGACAGCUACUCCCUUGUCAUUUUCCCUAUGUCUACCGUCGACAGCUACUCCCUUGCCCUCUUCCCUAUGUCUACCGUCGACAGCUACUCCCUUACCAUCUUCCCUAUGCCUACCGUCGACAGCUACUCCCUUGCCAUCUUUCCUAUGUCUACCGUCGCCAGCUACUCCCUUGCCAUCUUCCCUAUGUCUCCCGUCGCCAGCUACUCCAUUGCCAUCUUCCCUAUGCCUACCGUCGACAGCUACUCCCUUGCCAUCUUUCCUAUGUCUACCGUCGCCAGCUACUCCCUUGCCAUCUUCCCUAUGUCUUCCGUCGACAGCUACUCCCUUGCCAUCUUCCCUACGCCUACCGUCGACAGCUACUCCCUUGCCAUCUUUCCUAUGUCUACCGUCGCCAGCUACUCCCUUGCCAUCUUCCCUAUGUCUCCCGUCGACAGCUACUCCCUUGCCAUCUUCCCUACGCCUACCGUCGACAGCUACUCCCUUGCCAUCUUCUCUAUGUCUACCGUCGACAGCUACUCCAUUGCCAUCUUCCCUAUGCCUACCGUCGACAGCUACUCCCUUGCCAUCUUUCCUAUGUCUACCGUCGCCAGCUACUCCCUUGCCAUCUUCCCUAUGUCUAACCCAUCCCUUACCAUCUUCCCUAUGUCUACCGUCGACAGCUACUCACUUGUCAUCUUCCCUAUGUCUACCGUCGACACCUACUCCCUUGUCAUCUUCCCUAUGUCUACUGUCGACAGCUACUCCCUUGUCAUCUUCCCUAUGUCUACCGUCGACACCUACUCCAUUGUCAUAUUCCCUAUGUCUACCGUCAACAGCUAUUCCCUUGCCAUCUUUCCUAUGUCUACCGUCGACAGCUACUCCCUUGUCAUCUUCCCUAUGUCUACCGUCGACAGCUACUCCCUUGCCACUACCGUCGACAGCUACUCCCUUGCCAUCUUCCCUAUGUCUACCGUCGACAGCUACUCCCUUGCCAUCAUCCCUAUGUCUACCGUCGUUAGCUACUCCCCUGUUAUCUUCCCUAUGUCUACCGUCGACAGCUACUCCCUUGCCAUCUUCCCUAUCUCUACCGUCGACAGCUACUCCCUUGCCAUCAUCCCUUGCCAUCUUCCCUAUGUCUACCGUCGACACCUACUCCCUUGCCAUCUUCCCUAUGUCUACCGUCGUUAG
This is a messenger RNA of Mizuhopecten yessoensis (Yesso scallop), 1803 nucleotides long. Its product is annotated as flocculation protein FLO11-like. The record is from RefSeq and is a predicted model, not a curated record. Lineage: Eukaryota; Metazoa; Mollusca; Bivalvia; Pectinida; Pectinidae. The transcript has 2 exons. The coding region runs from base 1 to 1803 and encodes 600 amino acids.